CCAUGCUUUCCAUUUUCAGGACGGUGAACGCGGUUACCUGGAAGGCCUCGCCUCCCGUUACGCCGACCUAUUCAGUACGCACUACGUAGAUGUCCUUGGUCACCUGGAGGACCUCCGAAGGGCCGAAUGGGACUCGGCUAGGGCCCAGGGGAAACUGCCGCCCCAGUCGGAAACGACGCCCCUGGGCGGCAGUGCGGGCGGCCCGAACGCUGGGCAGCAAAACCAACAGGGGAUGACGAACAGCCAAUCGCAGCCGAUCUAUGUGCCCGGGAAAUACUCGCCGUCGAGUUGUUUAAGUGAUAAAGAAGAGGAUGAGAUCUAUGGUUUCGGAUAUGGAGUUUUCGCAGCACAGAUCGCCAGACAGCAACAGCAGAGGCUGUUGGGUCAGCAACAACAGCCACAACCAGUACAACAACAACUGCCACCUACUAGCCACCAGCCGCUUCUGUUCCAACAGCACCACAACUAUCAAACGUGUCUUAGUCCCAGAUCGGCCUAUUUCUACGAGUUUCCACCCAACGGUAUGUACUUUUAUUAA
Messenger RNA from Acanthoscelides obtectus, 538 nucleotides. NCBI's taxonomy places the organism in Eukaryota, Metazoa, Arthropoda, Insecta, Coleoptera, Chrysomelidae. The record is from the annotation of a GenBank genome assembly.